CUUCAGCCACAGCUGCAGAUGUGGGGAACAACGCACGACUGUCCUUCGGGGGAUGUAUAAAAGAGGGACUUGUCCAUUGCAUCCGUCCAAGCGUCGAAGAACCAACUACAACCAACAGCAUUGACAUCAAGUCACAUCUCGGAAAUGGUUUAUACCGGACUAUUCACAUUACUGGUCACCAUCCUGGGCUUCCAAGUUGUCAGCGGAUUCCCCCAUAUCCACUGGCAACGACAGAACCAGGAUCCUUCAAACGACGGUCAAGAUCCAUCAGUACCCGGCAGCGGCCUCACCUUCGACCAGCCCAACGAAAUCGAUCCCCAGUCGCAAACCGCGAACGUCGCAACCCGGUGCGACCCAACCGUAGAUGUUUAUGCCUGUGACAACAGACUCUUCAUGCGCUGCGGCCAGAAAAGUGGCCGCUGGAUUCCCAAAGAGACUUGCAAAGGCCUGUGUCUGGAAGAUAAUAAGAUCCGCCCACAAUGCUACUGCAACCAAGGCGGAAACGGCGUAGACUGCCCUCCUCCGCCGACCUCGACGCAAGACUUCUUUACGCGAUCAUGGGACAUUUUCGGAACACGGGCCUCGUAUGAGACUGUCACCGCAACCACCACUACGACAGAAGAGGCACCCACUACGUCAGAGGAAGCGACCACUACGGCGACCGACUGGGGUUGGGAUGACGAAUUCCCUGCGCCCACUUUUGGGCUAGGCGACGAUGGGCAGGGUCCAACCGUUACCCGGGUUUUGAACACGGAAGCCGUGCCUGAAGCGACAGAGACCGGAGGUGCUGGUGUGCAGAUUGGACUAGCUGGGGCCAAGUGUCCCAGAAUCAAUGACGUUUUCUGCGACUCGUCGGUACUUCUCGUGUGUUCCAAGCUAAAUGUCUGGACCACCGUUGGCUACUGCGACUGCUCUCUGGAAAUAUGGGCUGGUGCUUGCCCUUGAAUAGCAUAGUGGUGAAUCCUGAGAUGAAUACAAAAAGGAUGGGACGUUGAUGAACCUCAUUUUGCAGGACUCCCUGCUCUUCAUGUAAAAGUGUAAAGUCAAUGGUAAAAGUACUGUAUAUUACAAUUGCGAAGC
Molecule: messenger RNA, 1080 nt
Organism: Fimicolochytrium jonesii
Lineage: Eukaryota; Fungi; Chytridiomycota; Chytridiomycetes; Spizellomycetales; Powellomycetaceae
Exons: 2
Coding region: 145-945 (266 amino acids)
Source: RefSeq, a predicted model, not a curated record